AGACAUUUUUUAUUAGUGGAGCUAAACUAUUAUUUGGUUUUAAGAAGACUUCAGGGGAAAUGGGUUUAAAGUUUGAAGGUUAUGUCAGGGCAGUAGUUUCAGGGGUUCAUCUAGCCUCCAUGGCUCCACAGAAGUCUGGAGUGUGUGAGAAUUUGAAAUUCUAUUCUGCAUUUCUGGUGCUUUUAAAAUGAAGUCCUUCAUUUGUAAAGAAAUGUCAUAGAUGAAAUGGAAGACUUCAUUACUACUAAGGGACUUGGGCAGAUUGUUCACUUGGGCUUUAAGUUUCCUGUCUGUUCCAUGAAGAUGUUGGACCAUAUGAUUGCCAAGAGCCCUCUAAUUCUUACUCUGCUCAGAUUCUCUUCAAGUUAAUUUUAGGGAAUUUUUUAUUAGUACUGGAUUGUUGAAUUUUGUCAAAAAUCUUUAGGAGCAGAAAAGUACCUAGCAGAGUGUCUGGCACAUAGAAUGCACUUGGUAAAAGGGUAGUUGAACAAAUGCAUCCAUGGAAAGUAUUCAAAUUACAGUAAAUUAGAAAUUAUGAGGAAUUUUUCUCAAUGUCAUUUGUAUAUUUGGAGCCUGGAUUUAAAGACUGGUACUCCAAACCCGUGCUGUUUUUUGACUGCAGAUUUAGUAUAAUUGAAAGAGCAGAGUGGUGUUCAUAAUUAGGACAUGCUGUAUAAAAGUUUUUCUCUAAAUUUUACUUUAUUCUCAUACUGUGGUAUCUAACAAGAGGGGAAAAAUCUUACUCAGCCCGACUUGUUCCAUUAGAUUACAAUGUGCUUGAUUGAAUUAUUGAGUUGCUUUAGAAAUUGCAAUUUAUCAUAAUUGACUAAUUUAUCUUUUGUUACUUAUACUAAGAUGUCAGGAUUAAAGUUUAAAAGUUAAUGUUAAUAUUUUUUAACCUCUUACAUUAUCUUUUAUCUCUACCAAGAGCAAACCUGGGUUGUCCCACUAUUGAAAUGCCAAUGUUGUUGGCAGGCAUUUUGUUGAUCCUUUCAGGGCACUGUAAGUUUCUCUGAUUUGUCUGGAGGUUUGCAUAUUUUCCUUUGGGAACAGAAAGCCUAUAGUAGUUUUAUAAGGAUCUCAGAAAAGGAUGCAGGGAGGAUGAGAUUGCAUCUUAUGCUAGUUGUGCCAUGGCAAAUCAUCUUUGUACAGUUCACAUUUAACUAUAUUCAGACUCUUUUAAAAUGCUUUAUAGACUAUCCUGAAACAUUUAGGGCUACGUGAUUAAAAGAACAACUUAAUUUUUUAAGUAUUAGAAGGUAAUAUCCAGACUUAGCCAUUCAAGAAAAAUGUUAUUUUAGUUACCUAUCCUACAAAUUUUUUGAUUUUUAUAUAGGGACUUUAAGAGCAGGAAAGUGCCUAGCAGUGUGCCUGGCACAUAGAAUGCACUUGGUAAAGGGUGGUUGAACAAAUUCAUCCAUUGAAAUAUUCAAUUUACAGUAGAUAAAGAAAUUAUGAGGAACUUCUGUGUACAUAUUUUCCGUUAUCUAAAAAAUAACUCAUGCUUCUGUAAGCCUGAAAUUAUUUCAAAAUAUAAAGUUAAGAAAACUUAUAUGAAAGAGUUUCAUGGGAGUGAUAGUGAAGUAUCAAAGAUAUUAGUAAUCAUCUUUGAGAGGGAGAGGUUUUAUAUCUAGACAACAAAUCUAGGAGGUUUGCAUUUGGCACAGUCUGAAGAAUAUGCUUGUGUUUAUGAGGCAAGUACCAGAGAAAUUGUGAUUCUUAUUUUAUAAAGUAACCUGAAACACUUGAAUAGGAAUAUUCAUUUGUUUAAAUGAAAAUAUAUACAAGAAUAAUUAUUUGUUGAUAGUCCUUGAGUUUUCUUAAACCUAGAAGGAACCUGAGAUUCUAUUUAGCUCUAAUGAUUCAUCCUCUCAUCUUAUAAUUUAGGAGUCUGAAGCCCAGAGAGAUUGUGUCUUGCCCAGAAUCAUACAACAACUUUAUGGGAAGGUUAAGACUAGAACUCAGGGCACACCUACCCUGCCAUGCUCAGCCUAGCCCUCUUUCCGUUCUGUCAUUCUGUGUUUUGUUAUCAUAAACAAUGCCAGCCUGUUCUGAAGAUGAACCCAGUUGAUUUUACUACUAAUCAGUUGACGUGUGUCUGUACUGAGAGCAUUAUAAAAUAUGAAUACCAAGGGUAGGAAGUUAUUACAUCAGCACUGGUCUUCAUUUUAUUCCCUAAUGUGGUUGGUGCAGCAGCUGUGCUAGUACACAGUUGUGAACCCAGCACAUCUGUGUUUUCCAUUUAUUUGUUUGCUUAUGUGUAUUUUGCAGUUGUUAUUUUAUAAUAAAAUUUUUUCAGAGUAUAAGUAGGAGAGUGAAUUUUUAAUUAAAUAAAAAAGUAUAUUAUAAGCAUAUUUACAGUUUUAUGUCAGAAAGAGUAGGCAAGUGACAAGAAGGACUAAGUCUGUAGCUACCUACAUAUAUGACCUUGGGCAAUAUGACCUAGGACAAAUCAUGUAACCUUCAUGGGACUCUGUUUUUCUAUCUACUUAAUUGGAGUCUUUCAUGGGGUUCUGCCCAAGACACUUACAUCUGUUGUUUUAUUUUGUUAAUUGAAGUAUAACAUACACAAAGAAGAGUGCAUAAGUCUUCUUAUAAAAUGGACACUCAUGUAACCACUACUUAGAGAUUUUGAAAAAUCUUCCUUGGUAAUUAUGCUGUGCUUUCCUUGUUAAGAAACACUGGACUAGAACAGUUCAUCUCAUGUUUUUACAACUUUUUCUGGAGUAAAAUUAGCAGAAGUAAUGGUUGAAAGAAGGAAUUUGGACAGUCACUUAAAUUUUACUUUGAAUAGGUUUAUUUGGUUUGUAUUUAGUCUUUUCUUCUGAUGUGUCUCUUCUUCCUCUUUGCUCUUUUUCCUUUGUCUAGGUCCUGGGAGAAAUGGAGAGGGGUCCUAAUGAACCCCUCACUAUGUUUUCUGAAAGUGGUCAGAGAGUUCUUAAACAGAAUUUUGAUUUGGCUGCUACCCUGAAAUAUAAGCGCUAAAAAUGCCUGCUUAUUUGGACUUAGAAGAUGACCUAGAUAAAUAAUAGAAAUUAAGAAAGACAUAUUGGUUUUCUUAUUGUCCACUUGGCAUAUGCUUCUGGAAUAAUAUUCACCAUGGUUUUGGAUGACCUUCCAAACUUAGAACACAUCUAUACUUCCUUGUGUUCAUCAGCAGUGGAAGACUCAGAGAUGGAUUUUGACUCUGGACUAGAAGAUGAUGAUACAAAAAGUGAUAACAUUUUGGAGGAGUCCACUAUCUUUGUGGCCUUCAAAGGAAAUAUAGAUGAUAAAGACUUCAAAUGGAAAUUGGACACAAUAUUGGAGAAUGUGUCCAAUUUGUUACACAUGGAAUCCAGCAAGCUAAAGGUGCAGAAGGUGGAGCCCUGGAACAGUGUGCGUGUGACAUUUAACAUCCCCCGGGAAGCAGCAGAGCGGCUAAGGAUCCUGGCUCAGAGCAACAACCAGCAGCUUCGGGAUCUGGGGAUUCUCUCCGUUCAGAUUGAAGGGGAAGGUGCUAUCAACCUGGCUUUGGCUCAGAACCGAAACCAAGAUGUAAGAAUGAAUGGACCUAUGGGAGCUGGAAAUUCAGUUAGGAUGGAGGCAGGAUUUCCCAUGGCAGGUGGUCCAGGAUUAAUAAGGAUGACCAACCCUGCCACUGUUAUGAUACCCCAGGGUGGAAACGUGUCGUCUUCCAUGAUGGCACCAGUCCCCAAUCCAGAAUUGCAGCCCAGGACUCCUCGCCCUGCUUCUCAAUCAGAUUCAAUGGAUCCACUCCUCUCUGGGCUCCAUGUACAGCAGCAAAGUCAUCCCUCAGGAUCUUUAGCUCCUCCACAACACCCAAUGCAGUCUGUUCCUGUGAACAGACAAAUGAACCCUGCUAAUUUUCCUCAGCUGCAGCAGCAGCAACAGCAGCAGCAACAGCAACAGCAACAGUUGCAAGCAAGACCCCCACAGCAACAUCAGCAGCAGCAGCCACAGGGAAUUCGACCCCAAUUUACUGCCCCAACUCAGGUGCCUGUUCCUCCAGGCUGGAACCAGCUGCCUUCUGGAGCCCUUCAGCCUCCUCCAGCCCAGGGUUCUCUGGGCACAAUGACUGCAAACCAAGGAUGGAAGAAGGCUCCUCUGCCUGGCCCAAUGCAACAGCAGCUCCAGGCAAGACCAUCCUUAGCCACAGUACAGACACCGUCCCACCCUCCCCCUCCAUAUCCCUUUGGCAGCCAGCAAGCCUCACAAGCGCAUACAAACUUUCCUCAGAUGAGCAACCCAGGCCAGUUCACAGCUCCUCAGAUGAAGAGCUUGCAGGGAGGGCCCUCCAGGGUCCCGACCCCGCUGCAGCAGCCCCACCUCACCAACAAGUCUCCUGCCUCCUCACCCUCCUCCUUCCAGCAGGGAUCUCCUGCAUCCUCCCCAACGGUUAACCAAACUCAGCAGCAGAUGGGACCAAGGCCACCUCAAAAUAACACACUUCCCCAGGGAUUUCAGCAGCCCGUCAGCUCUCCAGGUCGGAAUCCUGUGGUUCAACAGGGAAAUGUGCCACCUAACUUCAUGGUGAUGCAGCAGCAACCACCAAACCAGGGGCCACAGAGUUUACAUCCAGGCCUAGGAGGAAUGCCUAAACGCCUCCCACCUGGCUUCUCAGCAGGACAGGCCAAUCCAAACUUUAUGCAAGGUCAGGUGCCUUCGACCACAGCAACCACCCCUGGGAAUUCAGGAGCUCCUCAGCUGCAAGCAAAUCAAAAUGUCCAGCAUGCAGGUGGUCAAGGGUCUGGUCCGCCUCAAAACCAGAUGCAGGUGUCCCACGGACCACCAAGUAUGAUGCAGCCCAGCCUCAUGGGAAUUCAUGGCAACAUGAACAACCAGCAGGCUGGUAGUUCUGGGGUUCCACAGGUGAACAUGGGCAACAUCCAAGGCCAGCCCCAGCAGGGCCCACCAUCUCAGCUGAUGGGCAUGCACCAGCAGAUUGUGCCCUCCCAGGGCCAGAUGGUCCAGCAACAAGGAACUUUGAACCCUCAGAAUCCCAUGAUCCUUUCGAGGGCCCAGCUUAUGCCACAAGGCCAGAUGAUUGUGAACCCUCAGAGCCAAAAUCUUGGGCCCUCGCCCCAGAGGAUGACCCCACCCAAGCAGAUGCUUCCCCAGCAGGGCCCACAAAUGAUGGCGCCACAUAACCAGAUGAUGGGGCCUCAGGGGCAAGUUUUGCUCCAACAGAACCCAAUGAUAGAGCAGAUCAUGACCAAUCAGAUGCAGGGGAAUAAGCAGCAGUUUAACUCUCAGAACCAAUCUACUGUCAUGCCGGGACCAGCACAGAUAAUGAGGGGACCAACUCCGAACAUGCAAGGAAACAUGGUGCAGUUUACGGGACAGAUGUCAGGACAGAUGCUUCCCCAGCAAGGGCCCGUGAACAACAGUCCAUCUCAGGUUAUGGGGAUUCAGGGGCAGGUCCUGCGGCCACCAGGGCCCAGCCCACACAUGGCCCAACAGCAUGGUGAUCCUGCUACCACAGCAAAUAAUGACGUCAGCUUGUCUCAGAUGAUGCCUGAUGUUAGCAUGCAACAAACCAACAUGGUUCCCCCGCAUGUGCAGGCCAUGCAGGGAAACAGUGCCUCGGGAAACCACUUUUCAGGCCAUGGGAUGCCUUUCAAUGCUCCUUUCAGUGGAACACCGAAUGGAAAUCAGAUGCCCUGUGGUCAGAAUCCAGGCUUCCCUGUCAAUAAGGAUGUCACACUAACAAGCCCAUUGUUGGUCAACUUACUGCAAAGUGACAUCUCUGCAGGUCAUUUUGGGGUAAAUAAUAAGCAGAAUAAUACCAACGCAAAUAAACCGAAGAAGAAGAAACCCCCUCGGAAGAAGAAAAAUAGUCAGCAAGAUCUGAACACCCCAGAUGCUCGCCCGGCUGGUUUGGAGGACUCUGAUCAACAGUCAUUGCCUGGAGAACAAGGAAUUAACUUGGACAACUCAGGCCCUAAACUGCCAGAAUUUUCAAACCGGCCGCCAGGUUAUCCUUCUCAACCAGUUGAACAGAGGCCACUUCAACAGAUGCCUCCUCAGCUCAUGCAGCAUGUGGCACCCCCACCACAGCAGCAGCCCCAGCCACAACUGCCUCAGCAGCAGCAGCAGCCACCACCUCCCAGUCAGCCACAAUCUCAGCAGCAGCAACAGCAGCAGCAGCAACAAAUGAUGAUGAUGCUCAUGAUGCAGCAGGAUCCCAAAUCAGUUAGGCUUCCAGUCUCCCAAAAUGUCCACCCCCCAAGAGGCCCCCUGAAUCCAGACUCCCAGAGAAUGCCCAUGCAACAGAGUGGCAGCAUGCCUGUCAUGGUCAGUUUGCAAGGACCUGCCUCCGUGCCACCAUCACCUGAUAAACAAAGAAUGCCAGCGCCUGUGAAUACUCCUUUGGGAAGCAAUUCAAGGAAAAUGGUAUACCAGGAGAACCCACAGAAUCCUUCCAGCUCACCAAUGGGAGAGGUGUCCUCACUUCCUGAAGCGAGUGGCAGUGAAGUACCAUCUGCCUCGGGAGGCCCAAAUAACAUGCCUUCACAUUUAGUAGUUUCCCAGAAUCAGUUAAUGAUGGCAGGGCCAAAACCUGGACCAUCACCCCUUUCAGCAACUCAAGGUGCAACUCCCCAGCAGCCUCCUGUAAAUUCCCUGCCCAGCUCUCAUGGCCACCACUUUCCAAAUGUGUCUGCUCCAACCCAGACAUCUAGACCUAAAACACCAAACAGAGCCAGCCCCAGACCCUAUUACCCUCAGACGCCCAACAACCGCCCUCCCAGCACAGAACCUUCAGAAAUCAAUUUGUCACCAGAAAGACUCAAUGCCUCCAUAGCAGGACUCUUCCCCCCACAGAUUAAUAUUCCUUUACCUCCUAGGCCAAAUUUAAACAGGGGCUUUGAUCAACAGGGCCUAAAUCCAACAACUUUGAAGGCCAUUGGGCAAGCACCUUCAAAUCUUACCAUGAAUAAUCCUUCUAAUUUUGCUGCCCCACAAACUCACAAGUUAGAUUCUGUGGUGGUGAAUUCUGGAAAGCAGUCUAACUCUGGAGGAACAAAACGGGCAAGUCCAAGCAACAGUCGCAGGUCUAGUCCUGGGUCCAGUAGGAAAACCACCCCAAGUCCUGGGAGGCAAAAUUCAAAAGCCCCUAAACUUACUUUGACCUCUCAAACAAAUGCAGCCCUGUUGCAGAAUGUGGAGUUGCCGAGGAAUGUAUUGGUCAGUCCCACUCCUUUGGCCAAUCCCCCUGUACCCGGGAGCUUUCCUAACAACAGCGGGCUGAAUCCUCAGAAUCCCACCAUGCCUGUGGCUGCAGUUGGGGGUGUUCUCGAGGAUAACAAGGAGAGCUUGAAUGUGCCUCAGGACAGCGAUUGCCAGAAUUCCCAGGGUAGGAAGGAACAGGUAAAUAUUGAGCUAAAAGCAGUCCCUACCCAAGAAGUUAAAAUGGUUGUCCCUGAAGAUCAGUCCAAAAAGGAUGGGCAACCUUUGGAUCCUAACAAACUUCCCAGUGUCGAAGAGAACAAAAAUUUGGUGUCUCCUGCUAUGAGGGAAGCACCAACAUCAUUAAGUCAACUUCUUGACAACUCUGGAGCUCCUAAUAUAACCAUUAAACCCCCUGGGCUUACAGAUCUGGAAGUAACACCUCCAGUAGUUUCUGGGGAGGACCUCAAAAAAGUAUCUGUCAUUCCCACACUGCAGGAUCCGCCUUCUUCUAAAGAACCCUCUGGUUCACUAAAUUUACCUCAUAGUAAUGAGCCGUGUUCAACCCAAGUGCAUCCAGAAUUGAGUGAGGUCAGUUCUAAUGUUGCACCAAGCAUCCCUUCAGUAAUGUCAAGACCUGUCAGCAAUUCUUCCAUUUCCACUCCCUUGCCCCCAAACCAGAUAACUGUUUUUGUAACUUCUAAUCCCAUCACAACUUCAGCUAACACAUCAGCAGCUCUGCCAACUCACCUGCAGUCUGCAUUAAUGUCAACAGUCGUCACGAUGCCCAAUGUGGGUAGCAAGGUUAUGGUUUCUGAGGGACAGUCAGCUGCUCAGUCUAAUGCCCGGCCUCAGUUCAUUACACCUGUCUUUAUCAAUUCAUCCUCAAUAAUUCAGGUUAUGAAAGGAUCACAGCCAAGCACGAUUCCUGCAGCCCCGCUGACAACCAACUCUGGUUUGAUGUCUCCCUCCGUCGCAGUUGUUGGCCCUUUACACAUACCUCAGAACAUAAAGUUUUCUUCUGCUCCUGUACCACCUAAUGCCCCCUCCAGUAGCCCUGCUUCUAACAUACAGACAGGUCGACCCUUGGUCAUUAACUCACGAGCCACCCCUGUUCAGCUUCCUUCUCCCCCUUGUACAACUUCCCCAGUUAUCCCUGCUCAUCUUCCUGUCCAGCACGUCAAAGAAUUGAAUCCAGAUGAGGCUAGUCCUCAGGUGAGCACCUCAGCAGAUCAGAGCACUCUGUCCUGUUCACAGUCAACCACAAUGGUUUCUCCCCUUUUGACCAAUAGUCCAGGCUCUUCUGGCAACCGGCGAAGCCCAGUCUCAUCUAGUAAGGGCAAAGGAAAAGUGGACAAAAUUGGCCAGAUUUUACUGACCAAGGCGUGUAAGAAAGUCACAGGCUCUCUUGAGAAAGGGGAGGAGCAAUACGGUGCAGAUGGAGAGACUGAAGGCCAAGGGCUAGAGACCACAGCUCCAGGGCUCAUGGGAACAGAGCAGUUAUCCACAGAGCUGGACAGUAAAACCCCAAUGCCCCCAGCACCCACUCUGCUAAAAAUGACCUCUAGCCCUGUAGGCCCAGGCUCCACCUCAGCAGGACCCAGCUUACCUGGCGGUGCUCUCCCCACCGGUGUACGUUCAAUAGUAACCACUCUGGUACCCUCUGAGCUCAUCUCCACGGCGCCGACCACAAAAAACAAUCAUGGUGGCAUGACAUCUGAGCCACUUGCGGGUGGCCUGGUGGAGGAGAAGGUGGGAUCUCAUCCAGAGCUUCUACCCAGCAUAGCCUCUUCACAGAGUUUAACCCCAAAGGAAACUCCAGUCACGGCACUACAGGGGUCUGUUGCUAGACCAGAACUCGAGGCAAAUGCAGCCAUAGUCUCUGGGCAAAGCAGUGAGCCCAAAGAGAUAGUUGAAAAGUCCAAAACCCCAAGCCGAAGAAACUCCCGAACUGAAGAGGCAACUGUGGCUUCUGAAAGUGUGGAAAAUGGACAUCGUAAACGAUCCUCUCGGCCUGCUUCAGCCUCCAGCUCUACUAAAGACAUAACCAGUGCUGUGCAAUCCAAGCGGAGAAAAUCCAAGUAAACGAGCUGGACGGCGACUUGAUACUUGUAAAUGUGUGUGAAUUUUACAAAGAGCAAUUUUGAGCUGUGACUUUUCUAAAUCCAUUUCUGUACAGUUAGUCAUUUUAAUAACGUGGCCCUUUUCCUAGUCCCUGUAACCUGUUUCGUAAAGUGCAAUGGGGAAAGCAGGGUUGUUGAGCCCUUUUGGUGUUGCAAAGUAAAGUUCAAGGUUUCUAAAAUGUUGCCAUGUACUGAGAGGAGCUAAUGCCAUUAUAAAUGUUAUUAGUUUUCACAUUUCCUAAACAGCCUAGAGUACAGGGUGAGCAUUUUUAGAUCUUCUAAUGAUAUAUUGUGCUGUGGAAGUAUUGUGUGUGAAUAGCAGUAGUGGGGGCAAAAGCAAUCUUCUCAUUUGGAAAUGUUGUAAAUAAUUUUAUUAUAUAGUGUUUUUGGAUGUAUUUGUUGUAGAAAUGGACCAGUGAAUAAAGAGAAUCUAAGGGUUUGUACAAUGUGAAAUAAUGUGUUAAAUAAAUGUCAUUGUCCUAGAACAUAAAGGUAUGUUGUUGGUAAGGAGUUAUUAGAUGAGCAAGUUCUUUGAACCAUAAAUGAAUAGGCACAGCUUUCCUUGUGAAUCAGAAUUCCAGCUUGCCCCAUUGCACCAGAGAUGCCCUCCUGGCAAGUUGAGGAAAAUGCACAUACUUGCUCACUCAACUCAUUCAAGGACAGGAAAGCUGUCAGCAACCUAGAUAACGCUUUUUCUCCACCUUAUACAUUUGCGUCUCAAUGCACAGGAUGGAUUGCUCCCUAACAACUGUGUUUACAUUUCCUCUAUUUGAAAUAAGCCCAGACUGACCAGGAAGAUUCUUUGUAUCAGUAUCAAGAAUUGAGCCCAGUGUAGGUCACAUUUCCACUUUUAGUCCAGUUCUGUGGUUAGAUGAGACAGCUUCCAAAUAAAAGGGGUCAUUUUAUGCUACAUACUUCAAAGAUGUCCACUACAUUGCACUUCUUUGCGCUGUUUCUCACCUCGGGGUGACUUCUCAUCAACGUGCCCAGGUUUUUUCCCCUUUCCUGGUCUAACUUUUACCUCACAGUUUGUACAGUCUCCAAAACCAGCUUCUGUCCCUAUCCUACCCCAGCCUUCAGGGGACUCUGCUGCUUCAGGCCCUGUCCUUGUCUCAGCCUGGGCUUCAGUCUUCUGCUGUGUCUCCUAGGGCUAGACUUACACUCCAUCCUUUCCCCUCCAGUGCCACCUUGUUCUAGACUUACACUCCAUCCUUUCCCCUCCAGUGCCACCUUGUUCUAGACUAACACUCCAUCCUUUCCCCUCCAGUGCCACCUUGUUCUAGACUUACACUCCAUCCUUUCCCCUCCGGUGCCACCUUGUUCUAGACUUACACUCCAUCCUUUCCCCUCCGGUGCCACCUUGUCCUUGCCAAGAACUGAGACCAAGAGAAUGAGUUGGUGAUUCUGUCAUGCUUAUUCUCAUGUCUAUUUCAACUGUCUUAAUGUUUUGCAUUAUAAUGAUCCUCUAAAAGUAGUUAUUUAUGAGUCAGACCCCACAUUGUCUGGCUGUGCUCCCAGCAAGCUCAUCUACCCUCUUCCUUUCUCAUAUGACAAACACGACCAGAAUCAAAGUCAGCUUAAUAAUAAUACCCUAUGCCAGUACUGUGCUUGAGAUUACAAAGUGCUUCCCACACUUUAGCUCAACUCAGGCAGAAGGAAUAAUGUGCUUUAAAUAGAUUUUUAUUUGUUUUUCUUUAUAUUAAUUUUUUUCUCCCAUAGAGGAAUAACAUUACAAUCUAACAAUCAGAAUCCUGUUACACACAUACACAGGCAUGCCACAUGACCAGGUCAAGGUGGUUGUGUCCUUGAGUCUGUCGACACAUCACACAUAAUCAACCAAAGUCUCCUCAUUUCAUCCAUCCUCAACACAGAACACCCAAACGGGAUGCAUUCAACUUGGUUCCGUUUGGAACUAAGUGGCAGGGCAAGAGGGAAGUUAUUCGAAGUGGGUUGUGAUAUGCCUGCAUUCAUUCCCCUCAUGUAAAGCCAUGUGGAUCUGGGAGGCAUCCAAGAUCUCUGGUAGGUUCCUUGUUGCACCUAAGACAUUAUGGAUCAGAGCAAGUUGAUCAGAGGGCUCCAGGCAGGAGGCUGGGGAACGGGCAUACUCCAAAACAGCACCAAACUGCAUUCAUACACACAGUGCCCUGCUGGAGCUAGACUGUGGAAAGCUGGAAAGUGACAACCAAAUUGAGGGGAGCACUCAGACUUAUUGGGGACAUAAAUGGAAAUUGCCCUUUGAUGUAAUUGGGACUCACAUUUUAAAAAUGGAGUCCCUCUGGCAUACUCAGUUUUGGCAAAGUGCUGGUAGUGACAUUAUUUAAUACUCACAAACUGAAACUUCUCCAGGAUCUCUGAAAACAGCAGUCAAGACAGACUCUAACCCUUGCUGUCUAAGGUUGCAUAGGACUUUGUGAAUUCUGGUUCCCUCAUGUAUUCAAGUUCUGUGGUUUACCUGAAGCAUGCUCAAGGUGAAAGGCACAUACACAGUCAAUACAGUAUGACGAGGUCUGAUGCUUCAGGAGUCAGACUAGGAGAUUGAGUAGUGUUUGUUCUUAGAAAUCUAUACACAAUUAAAAUAUUGCCACACUCAAAUGCUACAGAAUCUAUAGAACAGUACAAAAAAAUAUGAACCUUGCAACCAGGUAGGCGAUGGAGGGUUCUAGAACUAGAGAGGCCUCCAGAAAUAUGGGUGAGGGCAGUGCCUUUUGAAGUUUGAAGCAAAUGCCCUAUACCUCAAACUCUUCCACCAGAAGGAUCAUGAACACUACCCAGGAUUGACCUAGGCCCCAUCUCGCAGUGAAGGAGUAGGCAGGAAGUGUUAGAGGAAGUUUUAGCUCUUGGAAGUGCUGAAGAUUCUAAACUGUGAGGUGACCA
Molecule: messenger RNA, 12167 nt
Organism: Trichechus manatus latirostris (Florida manatee)
Lineage: Eukaryota; Metazoa; Chordata; Mammalia; Sirenia; Trichechidae
Gene: NCOA6
Product: nuclear receptor coactivator 6
Exons: 15
Coding region: 3100-9255 (2051 amino acids)
Biological process (GO): positive regulation of transcription by RNA polymerase II
Cellular component (GO): nucleus; transcription regulator complex; histone methyltransferase complex
Source: RefSeq, a predicted model, not a curated record